AUGGAACCUACAGUCAAUUAAUUUUAAGUGAAUUAAGAAGAUUCAAAGGAAAAAGAAUCUGCUUAAAUCUUAAAUAUUGUUGUUUUUGAAACUGUUGGAACUUUGCUAGUAAUUUAUGGAGCUUUAGCAACUGAGUAAAAGAUUUAUCAAAAUUAUGUAGAAAUAAUUUUGGAUUAUCUCUCAUUUAUUUUAUAAGUCUAAUAUUAUUUGGGCGCCUAAGUGGAGGAUAUUUCAAUCCAAUUUGUACAUUAAUAGGAUUUAUAGAUGGAACUAUUAAUAGUAAAAAAACAAUUUAUUUUAUUGGAUCCUAAUUACUUGCAAGUUUGAUUGCGGGAAUGUUAAUUAUGCCUUUAUUUGCGAAUAGUUAAACCUUACCUUAUUAUGAAUCGUAUAUUAAUAUUAUAAUAUUAGAUUACCUACUCAUUAAGUACUAGGUACUUUGAUGUCUGAAAUAGCUGGCUCCAUUAUUUUCUUUACUUUUAUAUAAAUUUAAACAGCUGAAAACACAAAAAUUACUUCAACUCAAAUUUAAUCAGCAGCAUUCAUUAGUAUAAUAUAUUUUGUAGCUAGAUAGUAAUAUAUGAAUAUAUUUUAGAUAUACAGCAACUAUGGGCAAUAGUUUAUUCAAUCCAGCAGCUGCAUUUGGGUAAGAAUUUUGAUAUAAGUUAGACUUUAACUUUUUUAUGGAAUUUAUUUUGGAAGAUGGAGUUAGAUGAUUAAUUUAUUAAUGUUUGUUAUUGGACCAUGGAUUGGAGCGCUAUUGGGAAUUACAUUUUAUUGGAAGAUUUAUACUCCAACAUUAAUAAGUAAAUCUACGAAUUGAGAAUUAAUAUUGCAUCC
Paramecium sonneborni is the source of this 840-nucleotide messenger RNA. NCBI's taxonomy places the organism in Eukaryota, Ciliophora, Oligohymenophorea, Peniculida, Parameciidae. The record is from the annotation of a GenBank genome assembly.